Molecule: messenger RNA, 9178 nt
Organism: Hypomesus transpacificus
Lineage: Eukaryota; Metazoa; Chordata; Actinopteri; Osmeriformes; Osmeridae
Gene: eys
Product: eyes shut homolog
Exons: 51
Coding region: 1-9171 (3056 amino acids)
Biological process (GO): heterophilic cell-cell adhesion; establishment or maintenance of epithelial cell apical/basal polarity
Cellular component (GO): protein-containing complex; plasma membrane
Molecular function (GO): calcium ion binding
Source: RefSeq, a predicted model, not a curated record
AUGAAGUGCGUAUCUCUCCUCCUCGUGGCAGUGCUCGUCAGCCGUCUUGCUAACUCGGCCCACGGCCAGGCGGCCUGCAGCCGCCCAGGCUCUCUGGACUGGCAUCCCCAGCCGCGGACAGUCCAGGUCAAGUGGACGCUCACUGAGAGCCUGUGCUCGGACCAGGCCCAGUGUUGGGCGGUCCAGGGCCAGCACGCCGCCGGGACGCCGGCUGACGGCUUCCCCCAGCUGUGCCCUCUGGAGCUGCAGCGUGGAGACACACUGCUGGUGUCCACCGACGCGAGCCUGGAGGCGUACGGCCUCGUCCUCCUCAACGUGUCCGCGGACGACUUCCGGAGCUGCUCGACUCCGUCGAAAGGUCAGGCGUUGUUUACCGACAGCCUGACUGGGAGGAAGCGGGUCGAACCGCGGUGGCUUGUCCCCGGCAAUCGUUAUUUCGUGGCUCUGCACGAGGGGAACCCCGAGCUGUGCAGGCUGGGACUGCGGCUCAACGUGACGGUGAAGGAGAACCUGUGUCAGAGCUCCCCCCUGGUGAGGCUGUGCUCGGGGAGCGGCGCGUGCCGGACAGGACCGGGGGAGGAUGCCUACCGCUGUCGAUGCCACCUGAACCACACGGGGCCGUUCUGCGAGACGUUCGACGCCUGUUUGAACAACCCGUGUGUCAACAAGGGGGUGUGUUUGAGCCAUGCCUCCACCGAUCCAGGUCACCGAGCGUACAUCUGUUUGUGUCCUCCAAACUUUACGGGGGUUAACUGUUCUGAAGUGAUUGGCCAGGAGACCUGCAACAGGGCUUGUCAAAAUGGAACCUGCCUCAAUGUGUCCUCCAAUACCUUCAGAUGUUCGUGCAACACUGGGUUCUCUGGUCCCCCUUGUGAGAAGAUGCGGGGGUGCAACCCGGACCCGUGCAGGAACGGAGGCCGAUGCACGGAGAGCGCCGGAGGGUUCUCCUGUCUCUGUCCGGAGGGCUUCACGGGCCCGGACUGUGACACCCCGCUCCACGACCCCUGCGCGACCUACGGAUGUCCGUCCGAGAGGACUUGCUCAGCGGGGGAGCAUGGCCCGGGCUGCGUCUGCCCAGACGGGCCGUCCGGGGCGCAGUGCAGGAGGCUGCGGGGCCCGUGCAGCCUGUCUCCGUGUCUCAACAACGGCAGCUGUGUCGCCCUGGGAGACGAUUACGCCUGCAGAUGUCUUCCGGGGUUUUCCGGGACGAGCUGUGAGAGUGUAAUUGACUUCUGCGGCCUGCUCAGUAUCAACUGUCUGCACGAAGGAGUGUGCCUCAGUGUAAUUGGCGGGUAUAAUUGUCUCUGCUCCCCUGGGUGGACCGGAGAGUUCUGCCAGUAUGUGGACGACGCCUGUCGGAUCUUCCCUGACCGCUGUCAACACGGCGCCGCCUGCCUCACCACCAGCCAACCAGACGCUGCGCCGCAAUACAGGUGCAUCUGUCGCCAUGGCUACACAGGGCAGCACUGCGAGACGGACGUCGACGAGUGCGCGUCGAUGCCCUGCCAGCACAACGGCACCUGCACCGACGGCCUGGGCUUCUACACCUGCACGUGUCCACCAGGGUUCCUGGGGAGCAGCUGUGAGGUGGAUGUGGACGCCUGUCUGCUCCCCAACGCCUCCUGCCCGGCUGACGCCCGGUGUCUGGACCUGCCUGACGGACUCAGACACGCCUGCCGACGGCCCUGCCCCCCUAACAUACAGCCGUGUGCCAACGAGGGUCGCUGCGUGCUGAGCGACGGCAGCAGCUACGCCUGCGUGUGCGCCCCCGGGUGGGCCGGCCGGAACUGCCGCGUCAACGUCAACGACUGCGUCCGCCACCGGUGCCAGAACGGAGCCACGUGUGUGGACGGCGUCCACGGCUACAGCUGCCUGUGUCCCGGAGGGUUCCGCGGAGCCUUCUGUGAGGAUGUCGUGGACGCCUGCGUGGGCCAUGGCUGCGCUCCUCACGGAGUGUGCGUGAACCACGGGUUCACGCACACCUGUCGCUGUGCGCCGGGGUUCCGAGGGCCGCUCUGCGACCAGGAGACGGACGAAUGUGGGAAUUCUCCGUGCGCCAACGGAGCGACGUGCGUGGACGGCGCGCUGAACUUCCUCUGUGUGUGUCCCCCUGGGUUCGAAGGUCGGUUUUGCUCUGAGAGUGUAAACCACUGCCGCUCCUGGCCUUGUGUCAACGGAGGGUCCUGUAGGAAUCUGCUGGAUGACUACAUGUGUCAGUGCCCCUUUGGUUUUGAAGGGAAAGAUUGUUCCGGGGAUGUGGACCUGUGCUCCCUGGCGAUCUGCCAGGAACACACUCUGAGAUGCACGGAAACCUGGGACGGACAGAAUGUCACUUGCAUCUGUGAGAAAGGCUUUGGCGGGCCGUUCUGUGAGGUAAACCUCGACGACUGUGAGUCCAGCCCCUGCCUCAACGAAGCUGUGUGUGUGGACGGUGUCGACCUGUAUCAGUGCUACUGCCCAGAGGGCUUUGGGGGGAUGAACUGUGAAAUCAACUAUGAUGAAUGUGACCAAGGAUUCUGUGCCAACAAUUCCACUUGCAUCGACCAGGUUGCAGGCUACGAAUGUGUCUGUCCAUCUGGGUUUGCUGGUGAAAACUGCUCCACGCCCGUCGCAGCGUGCGCCCCGGGGAAUGAUGUGUGCAGGAACGGCGGCACCUGCUACAGCUUCAGGGGAGAACCUCACUGUGCCUGCCCUCCAGGUCGAACAGGGCAGCACUGCGAGGUGAACGCUGACGGCUGUGAGGCCAAGCCCUGCGGCCCCCUCAGCGUCUGCCGGGACUCCCUCGACGGCUACACUUGUUUCUGCGCUCCCGGAUUUAUAGGCAGGAAGUGUGAGAUGGAGGUUGAUGAGUGCCUGAGUGUGCCGUGUCAGAACGGAGGGACCUGCUCCGACCAGCUGGACGCCUUCACCUGCACCUGCCCCCACGGGGUCUCAGGGGACUACUGUGAACUCAACGUGGACGAGUGUCUGUCCUCGCCCUGCCUGCACAGUGGCUCCUGCGUGGACCAGGCCAACAGCUACCAGUGUGUCUGUCUACCCGGCUUCACUGGCAGCUCCUGUGAAUGGGACACUGACGAAUGUGCGUCGUCUCCCUGUAAGAACGGAGGCUCCUGCAUUGACCAGCCCAGUCAUUACCACUGCCAAUGUGUGGCUCCAUUUAAAGGUCGUGACUGUGAGUUCCUCCCCUGUGAGGACAGUAACCCGUGUGAGAACGGCGCAGAGUGCCUGGAGGAGCGCGAUCAGGAGCGCUUCCCGCUGGGGUUCCGCUGCCAGUGUCGCCGUGGCUACGCCGGCCCCCGCUGCGAGGUCGACGUGGACGAGUGCAGCUCCAGCCCCUGCCUGCACGGCUUCUGCUACGACGUGGUGGACGGGUUCUACUGCCUGUGUAACCCAGGUUACGCCGGCGUGGCAUGUGAGCAGGACAUUGAUGACUGUGUCAAUAACAUGUGCUCCAACAACUCCACUUGUCUGGACCUGCACUUGAGGUACCGCUGCGUGUGUCUCCCAGGGUGGGAGGGGGAGUUCUGCCACGUGGAGACUGACGAGUGCUCCGCCCUGCCCUGCCUCAACAACGCCACCUGCAUCGACCUCCUCAACGGAUACAAGUGCGUGUGCCCCGUGGGCUGGACGGGCGAGGACUGCGGCGAGGACGUGGACGAGUGCGCCUCAGGGCCGUGUCUGAACGGGGCCCCGUGCUCCGAGUCCCCGGAGCCGGGCCUGUUCACCUGCAGCUGCCCUCCCCUGUACACGGGCCCACGCUGCGCCCAGCCCCUGGACCCCUGCCACCCGCGCCUCCAGCCCUGCCUGCACGGCUCAACCUGCCUGGCACGCCCCGACGGACAGGCCUCCUGCAGCUGUCCUGCUGGAUUUGAGGGAACUCGCUGUGAAAUUGACACCGACGAAUGUGCCUCCAUUCCGUGUCUGAACCAAGGCCUCUGUCUGGAUGGACUCAACAGCUACAGCUGCGACUGUAAACCGGGUUUUUCUGGUCUGGACUGUGAGGAUGACAUCAAUGAGUGUGCCUCCAGCCCCUGCCUGAACAGUGCCGUGUGCCAGGACCUGGAGAACAGGUUUCUCUGCAGCUGCCCCCCCGAGUACUUUGGGAGGCUGUGUGACCUGGAUGUGAAUGAGUGUGAGUCCUCCCCCUGCCUCCACCAGGGCGCUUGCAUCAACACGCCAGGAGGCUUCCAGUGUGCCUGUCACCCCGGCUUCACAGGUAGGUGGUGCGAGCGCGACGUGGACGAGUGUGCGUCGGCGCCGUGUCAGAACGGAGCCCGAUGCCUGGACGAGCCGGGCCUCUACCAGUGCGUCUGCCCAAACGGCUUCCUGGGGCCGCACUGCGAGACCAACAUGGACGACUGUGUGUCCAGGCCUUGCCUGCAUGGGAGUUGCCAUGACGGCGUGGGUUCCUUCGUCUGUGAGUGUGAGCCGGGAUGGGCCGGGCCCAGAUGUGACGCCAACGUAGACGAGUGUGUCUCCAGCCCGUGUCUCCACGGCGGCUCCUGUGUCGACCUGCUGGACAAGUACGCCUGCUUCUGCCUGGACGGCUACCGGGGCAGGCGCUGCGAGGAGGACGUGGACGUCUGCGUGGAGGCGCCCGGCCACGCCUCGGCGUGUUUCAACGGCGCCACCUGCGUCGACGGAGAGGGCUCCAACUUCACCUGCAGCUGUCCAGCAGGUUACAUGGGGGACUUCUGUGAGGUGAACAUCCAGGAGUGCUGCUCUGACCCCUGCCUGAACGGAGCCAUCUGCCAGGACCUGCUGGAUGGAUACCUCUGCCACUGCAGACCAGGUUGGACAGGCCUUCACUGCCAGGACGACGUUAACGAGUGCCUUCCCCAGCCGUGCGCCCAGGGGCUGUGUCUGCAGAACGAGCCUGGAUCCGGCUACACCUGUUUCUGUCGGCCCGGAUACGUGGGGAGGAACUGCGAGCACAACUACGACGACUGCCUGCUGGAUCCAUGUCCAGAGGGCUUUCGCUGUGUGGACGGCAUCAACCAGGCCCGGUGCCUCCCCAGGGGGCCAGGUGUCCCCUCGACCCCAGACCUCACCCCUCCUCCCUGGGGCUACACCCCUACGCCGCUGCCCCCCCUGCCCCCUGGCAGAGAAGCCAGCGCGGAGUCCACCCCCCCACCAGGGUCGGGCCUGCUCUGGUACACAGGCAGCUCCUACCUGGCGUUUGAGGGCCUGCAGGUGGGCGCUGAGAACAGCCUGGUGGUGAGGUUCCACACCAGCCGCACACAGGGGACCCUCCUCUAUGUGGACCAGGGCUCCAGCAGAGACCUCUUCUUCAUGAAGCUCUUCCUUCAGGACGGGAUGCUGCAGUACGCCUUCGCCUGCAGCCCGGAGGAAGGGGUCCGCCGCGUCAACACCUCCAUCCGCGUGGACGACGGGCGAGCCCACGUUGUUUACGUGAGACAAGGCCUGGCUCCAUGUGAAGCAGAAGUCACCGUGUCUGGGUACCAGGGGGUCCCAAGCAGGCAGAGCAACUACUGGUCUGGACUCGCCCUUCAGAGGACCAGUCAUCUCUUCGUAGGGGGCCUGCCUCACAGAUACCAGCCCUACCAGGGAGCAGAGCCUUUUCACAACUACACUGGCUGCAUUGAAAUAAUUGAAAUUAACAAACUGAAGGGGUUCUACACAUCCAAUGCCAUUGCCGGGAGCAACGUAGAAAACUGCAGACUGCUAGAUAAUGAUAUGUGUUGCUGUGAGCAGGGUGUUAAAGACUCCCACAGGUCUGGCUUUCCUACAAGUCCCUCUGACACCUCAACGUGGCCUCCCGUGGAGUUAAGUAGCCAGCCUGUCCAUCUCCCUGCUCCACGCCCCCUCCAGCCCCUCCAGCCCACCAGCCCCCCAGGCCCACUGAACCAGACUGUCUGGACAGUGCCGGCGCCCACUCAGCGGCCCCUUGGCUGCCACGGCAGCCUCUGCCUGAACGGCGGGACGUGUCGGGAGCCCGCCUGGGGGCAGCUGUCUAUCCGCUGUGACUGCCCGCUCCACUUCACUGGACGCCUCUGUGAGAAAGGACGCACGCUUCACCGUGGCGCCCCGCGGCCCGCCGAGUCCCGUCGCCGGGACGAUGACCUAGACGCCGCCAUCUUCCUCCCCUUCUUCAACGGCUCGUCUUAUCUGGAGGUGCCUCCCCCGGGGUCUCUGCUCCAGCGGGCCCUGGCCCCCGGCCAUCACACGACCCCCGGGGCGGCCAGCUCCUCUGGCUCCAGCGCUUAUCCUGCUCCCUCCAUCAAGACGGCCGCCGUGACCCUCUCGCUGGCCGUGAAGACUGGAGCCACCCAGGGCUCCCUCCUCUACACGCAGGAACAGAACCUCGGAGACCGCUUCCUCCACGUGUUCCUACAAGAUGGCCGCCUGGUGGCCAGACUGGGAUGUAGCGGUGCUCGCGUUCUUAAUGUGGCCACGGACCAGAGCAUCAACAUCAACAGGUUCAUCCCUGUCACAGUACGAUAUGGACUACCAGCGGGUAGGGAUGGAGGGUCGUGCGUGCUGGAGAUAGCCGUGGAGAACAGGACCGUGGGGCGCCAGGAAGACCUCCUGUCCCUUCCUGGGUCAGAGGCCUCGUUUGGCCCCAUGUUCCUGGGCGGUGUCCCUUCUAGCUGGGAGCUUCGUGACCACACCCAGGAGGUGAGGGGCCUGGUGGGAUGCCUGCGGGACCUCCAGGUGGACUCCAGGGAGGUGGACCUGGUGGGGGAGGCCUUGGGCGGGAGGAACAUCCAGAGCUGCGACCCUCCAGUCUGCCAGCAUCUGCCCUGCCGCAACGGAGGCACCUGUGUCAGUGAUGGCGAGGGCUGGUUGUGUGAGUGCCCCCUGCUGUACACGGGCCGGCUGUGUCAGCUGACGGCGUGUGAGAGGAGCCCCUGUGGCCGGGGGGCCACCUGCCUCCCCAAGGCCCCCCUGGAGGCUGUGUGCCUUUGCCCCUACGGACGACAGGGCCUGCUGUGUGAGGAAGCCAUCAACAUCACCCGCGCCCGCUUCGGCGGCAACGACCAGUUUGGCUCCACCUCCUUCAUGGCCUUCUCCCCCGUCCCCAGCCUCAGCGCCUUCUACGAGUUCCAGCUGAAGCUCACCUUCGCCAACAACGCCUUGGCCUGGAAGGACAACCUCAUCCUGUUCUCAGGGCAGAAAGGAGGAGGCGCCGAUGGAGAUGACUUCCUGGUUCUGGGAGUUCGUAAUGGGCGGGUUCUGCACAAGUUCAGCCUGGGCUCGGGCGUGGGGAACAUCAUCAGCGAUCCCCUGGACCGCCGCAUCGAUAUCCACACGGUGACCUUCGGACGGUGGAGGCGGACAGGGUGGCUGAAGGUGGACGGACAGAGGAACAGGACUGGCUCCUCCCCAGGGCCGCUGGUGGGCCUGAACGUGCUCAACCCCAUAUUUGUGGGAGGAUAUAACGAACACACCCCUGAACUGCUACCUGUGGGCUCCAGGUUCCGGAACGGCUUCCAAGGGUGUGUGUUCGACCUGCGCUUCCGGACUCGGAGGCAGGGGGCGCUGCGGACGCUGGGGGGGCUGGAGGGCCGGCCUGCCUUUGGACGCAGCGUGGGCCAGUGUGGCGUCACGCCCUGCACCCUGGUCACCUGCCGGAACGGAGGCACCUGCGUGGACUCUGGAUCAACCGUCUACUGCCAGUGUCCACCAGCGUGGAAGGGAGCCCUCUGUUCAGACACGGUGUCGGUGUGUGACGCUGAGCACAGCCCGCCUCCUCUCUGUGCCCCUGGCUCCACCUGCAUCCCCCUGCUGAGGGGCUACACCUGCCAGUGUCCGCUGGGCGCGGCCGGCCUGUACUGCCAGCAAGCGGUGGCCAUCAGCGACCCAUACUUCAGUGGGAACCUGUCCUCGUGGAUGUCCUUCCUUGGCCCCAACAUCCGACACAGGACCGCCCUGCAGCUGCAGUUCCAGACCUUGUCCCCAGAGGGCGUCCUCUUCUACGCGGCACAGCACCUCGCUGCCAGAUCAGGGGACUUCCUGUGUCUCUCUCUGGCGUCAGGUUUCCUGCAGCUGCGCUACAACCUGGGAGACGGCACCGUGGUCCUCCAGGCUCCCCGGAGGGUGGACACCAGCGGCCGCACCUGGCACAGCGCGCGGGCCGGCCGGGACGGCCAGCGCGGAUUCCUGGUCCUGGACGGCUCCGAAGCGCCGCCGACUGUCGGCACGCCGGCUGCCAUGACCACGCUGGACGUGGCCCCAGAGAUGUUCAUCGGGGGCGUGUCCUCCCUGAGCAUGGUGGCCAACGAGGCGGUGGAGGCGGGGCCUGUGGGCUUCACGGGCGGGAUCCGGGAGGCGGUGGUGAACGGGGUGGAGCUGGAGCUGACUGAGGCCGGGGCGCUGGGCGGGGCCAACGUGGGGGACUGGGACGGCACGGCGUGCGGGUACAAGGUGUGCCGGAACGGGGGCCGCUGCCGGCCCCUCGGGGGCCAAGCCUUCCUGUGCGCCUGCCCCCCCGCCUGGACCGGCCCGCUGUGCAACCAGUCCGUCAGCUGCCUCGACCACGUGUGCCACCACGGGGCCCUGUGUGUCCCGGCUGCCCUGCCUCCCUCCUACCUCUGCCUCUGCCCGCUCGGGAGGCAAGGCGAGCACUGCGAGGAGGCAGUGGCCCUGACCGCCCUCCGCUUCGUCGGUCGCUCCUACGUCAGGCACAGCGACCCCAAGUUCAGCACCCGGAACCUGAGGCUCACACGGCUGGCGUUCAACUUCUCGGCGGGCGCCGGCGACGGGCUGAUGGCGUGGAUGGGGAGGGCGGAGCACGAGGACGACGACUACCUGGCCGUGGGGCUCCAGGGGGGGCAGCUGAAGGUGGCGGUGAACCUGGGGGAGCGGCUGUGGCCCCCCCAGGCGGUGGGCGGCGCGGGGCUGUGCUGCGGACGCUGGCACGCCGUCUCCCUGGAGCUCAGCGGCACGGUGCUGGAGGUGCGGCUGGACGGGGACGGGGUUCUCCUCCAGGACGUGGACCCGUUCGAGCGCUACGUGGCGCUCAACCACGGCGGCGUGGUCUACCUGGGAGGGUUCGAGCUCCACAGGGAUGUGACGGAGGUUAGCGGCGGCCUGUUCAGCAGCAGGUUCGUAGGAACGCUGAAAGAUGUCCACCUGUACCAGGAGCCCAGACCCCUGCAGUUUGUUCAGAACAGUGAAGGUUUUAAUGUUUUCAAAGGUAAUGAAUAGCAGAGUU